UCUGCUCCACCUUUUGGACUAAUGAGCAACAACACAGCUCACCAUGGGUUUUGUGUGAAGCUGUUUUCAGUCGUCCGCCCACUGGGAGGAUCAAGCUUUAUUAGUCAGGUCCACGUCCCACAGACUUCAGAGCUGAUGCAGAGACGCUGGUUAAACCUUCCUGCUGCCUGUUCUCCACUCAGCUGCUACAAUGCAACAGAACAGAGCUCCUCCGCCUCGGUACCCUGAACAGUUAACCAUCGCUCUGCUUGGAAAGAAAAUUCACAUCAAGAACGUCAUUGGAAAUUUGAUCCUCAACGAUCCGAGUUGCUUUGACUCCAAGUCAGACACCCUGGUGAAGGGAGAGAACAUCUCAUUCAGCGUCAUCAACACACCGGACCUCUGCGAUGCAGAAUAUCCGAACCCGGACCAGCGGAUUAUUGACUUCAUGGCAUUUUCUCACCCAGGCCUCGAUCUGUUCAUACUGGUCGUAGAUCCUGAAAACGCCCAAGAGGAAAAGGUCGUUGGUCAAAUCACUAAACUUCAGGACGUCUUCGGAGAACAAAUCACAAAGCACUUAGUCGUCAUGUCUCCAGACCUCCAAAGUUUAGAAGCACUCGCUCAUCUGGAGGAAGUGUUCAAUGUGCCCAUCGUCGCCCCCACCGACAAUCUGCCCAUCGAGUGCAGGACGUGGUGUCCGGUGGGUCAUUCAUUCGUGUACGAGUACAAAGACUACAGCCAAGGGGUUGUGUUACGAAGAAAGGCAGCCAUUGAGAAGAGCAGAGCCAAGAACAACUGGGGGAGUGAAGAUACUGACGCAACCAGUCAGGCCACAUUGCAGCAUAACUCUGCUCCAGCACCUCCGAUAAGUACCAGCGUCCUCGCAGCGCCGGACCGCUGGUUUAACAUCGUCCUUCUGGGACUAACUGGGACCGGAAAGAGUUCAUCUGCAAACACCAUCCUGAAUACUGGAGGCUCCAAGCAGGACAUAACGCCAUUUAGAUCCGAGGCGAGCUCCAUCCCCGUCACCAGCCACUGUGAAUUCAGAUUCAUGACCAAGCCGUUCGGGAUUCCCGUGAGACUGGUGGAUACUCCGGACUUCUUUCACGAGGAUCUCAGAGACCCAGAGGCCCACAUAGAGGAAUGUAGGAAGUACUGUCAGCGAGGGCAGUGUGUGGUGCUGCUGGUGUUACAGCUGGGCCGGUUCACGGAUGGAGAGAGAGGGAUUUUACUGAAGCUGGAGAAAAGGCUGGGCUGGAAGAUCAGGGAGGAAACGGUCUUGUUGCUGACCCACGGAGACGACCUGAGAGGAGAUCUGGUCAAACACGUUGAAACGCAUCCUCAACUCAAGAGCAUCGCUGAAAUGUGCAGUUUCCGUUGUCACGCAUUCAACAACAAGAUCCUGGACAACAAGCAGGUCACAGAGCUCGUCAAGAAAAUUCCAAACUAUAAAAAACGUUUCCCGAAGAUCGCAAGAAAAGAAGAAAGUGGCUGCCAGUUGAGUUAGAUCGGCUCCAUGUGCUCAUCAGUGCACGGCCAUGUGUCUUUAAUGUACACAAGUUAUCUCACAUCUUAGUUCAGUCUUUAUAUUUAUUCUUUCUUUCCUGUAUAGUUCAUCCUUCUCAGGCUGCUCAGUCAUCACUUUUGGACGUCAGCUGACGUGUUAGCUCUCUGUUGAUUGGUCAGUGAUGCAGAUUAUAAUGUCGGAGAUGAUCAAAGUGAUCAAUGUGUGUUUGGCACUGAUUUCUCCUGAAGUCUCACAGACGUCUACAGACGUAAGGUUGGUGGUGAGUUCACAGAUUGUAUUCGUUUCCUCUGUUUGUGCUUUAAUAAUCUGCAGCAUGAAGUCAAUCUGUGAGAAGGACUUUUGUUUAUCUGAAUUUUAUAUGAAACGUUGAGUCAAACUGUCACGAGUGUUUUCUGCACGUUUUCCUGUUUAAAUGCAGCAGAGUCGACGACAGGAAACAAUCAGACAUUUUGUUAAAUUGAUCAAUAAAUACUUAAAAAACCCAAAAA
Hippoglossus stenolepis (Pacific halibut) is the source of this 1995-nucleotide messenger RNA. RefSeq names its product GTPase IMAP family member 8. The transcript has 5 exons. Gene Ontology annotation, molecular function: GTP binding. Bases 191 to 1486 code for a protein of 431 amino acids. The record is from RefSeq and is a predicted model, not a curated record. Lineage: Eukaryota; Metazoa; Chordata; Actinopteri; Pleuronectiformes; Pleuronectidae.